This is a messenger RNA of Saccoglossus kowalevskii, 2631 nucleotides long. Its product is annotated as protein-glutamine gamma-glutamyltransferase K-like. The record is from RefSeq and is a predicted model, not a curated record. Gene Ontology annotation, biological process: peptide cross-linking. Gene Ontology annotation, molecular function: protein-glutamine gamma-glutamyltransferase activity. Lineage: Eukaryota; Metazoa; Hemichordata; Enteropneusta; Harrimaniidae.
CGUGGGUCUAGGUACUCGAUCUCACAACAACGUACAUUUGACAUUUCCCAACACAAUAUUGUUACUAUUUCCACAACAGUCUCACGUCAAAGUAAAAUCCGUGGGCACCUUUUGCAGUACAAGAUGCCUAGAAGUCGCAGAACCCGUGCAGUGGCUGAGAGUCGCCAUGGAAGCGCGCCGUACUUCUAUGAACGCUCGAUUCCAGGGAGGCGAAUCAUUUCUAGUGAGGAGUUCAAUUUCUUCACUCCCCCAGAAUCAGAUAAACAAUUGAAAGUUGUAAGUAUUGAUUUGGAGAAAAAAAGAAAUAGUGCGGAGCAUCACACAGAAGAGUAUGAAGUAGAAGAACUGGUAGUACGUCGUGGACAAAAAUUUCAUUUGACUGUAUUCUUGAACCAAGAAUUUAAAGAAGACAGUCACAAAAUUGAACUGGAGCUGAGAGCAGGGAAACGACCACGUAUCAAUUAUGGCACUAGAGUUCCCAUACCACAAGUGACCACAUCACAGGAAGACGACUGGGGAAUACACGUUGUAAAAUUUGAAGGGAACAAAAUAGAAUGUGUUGUCUACUCUGCCGCUGAUUGCCUUGUUACAAAGUAUAAACUAUUUGUAGAGACGUCAGUGGAAGGAAAAGAUGAAUUCAGAUUUGAGAAUCCAGAGGAGUUCUAUAUGAUAUUCAAUCCUUGGUGUAAAGCUGAUGAUGUUUACAUGGAAGAUGAUAGCAAGCGUAAUGAGUACGUCUUGAAUGAUUUCAAUAGAUAUUACUAUGGUAACAGUAGGACGAUUGGUGGAAGUUUUUGGUAUCAAGGCCAGUUUGAGGCUGUCAUACUGCCAUGUGCUCUGCAACUUUUAGACCAAUCUGGUAUCGCAAAGCGUAACUAUUCAAGUCCCAUACAUGUGGUCAGAGCUCUGUCUGCUGUGUUGAAUAGCCAAGAUGAUAAUGGUGUCCUGGAAGGUAAUUGGUCUGGUGAUUACGAGGACGGUACUGAACCGACAGACUGGGCUGGUAGUGUAGCUAUACUACAGCAAUAUGUAGACACUGGUAAACCAGUCAAGUACGGGCAGUGUUGGGUUUUCGCUGGAUUAUUUACUACAGUAUUAAGAGCUCUAGGAAUACCAGCACGUACCGUCACCAACUUUGAGUCUGCCCAUGAUACUGACGGUAACCUGACAUUAGACUAUCAUUAUAGUGAAGACGGAGAACCCUUAGAAGACCUCAAUGAUGAUAGUGUUUGGAAUUUCCAUGUGUGGAAUGACUGUUGGAUGGCAAGACCUGAUUUGCCAGCAGGCUACGGUGGAUGGCAAGCAGCUGACGCAACACCUCAGGAAACCAGUGAGGGAAUAUUUCGUACUGGUCCUGCUUCCUUGGCUGCUAUCAAGAAUGGAGACGUCUAUCUGGGAUACGAUACUAAGUUUAUAUUUGCUGAAGUAAACGCAGAGUCGGUCAAUUGGAUAGUAUCAAAAGAUAAACAAUUACCAGAACCAGUGGAUGUGGAUCCAUUUAAAAUCGGUAAAAAUAUGAGUACCAAGGCAGUAGACAGCGAUGACAGAGAGGAUGUAACUCUACAGUAUAAACACCCAGAAGGUUCAGACCGUGAAAGACUGUCUGUAUUAUCUGCAAUCAAGCAUGUAAAAUCUGCAAAGAAACUCCAUAAAGACAUUAAAAAAGACGCAAGAUUUGAGGUGGACAUACCUGACGAAUUGAUGAUUGGUAAACCAGUUGAUGUUAAAAUCAAGAUCACUAAUGACCACAUGACUGAUUCUCGUGAAGUAGUUACCACGGUAACAUGCAAUACAGUUUAUUACACAGGUGUCAAAGCACAUAGAGUGAAGGUCGAUAAGGAGACUCUGAAAAUAGGCCCUGGGGAAACCAUUACUCAUGGGCUAACAAUUGAAGUAUCAGAUUAUCAGUAUCUGCUGACAGAAUGUGCUGCUUUAAAAUUCUUCAUCAUGGCUGGUGUGAAAGAUACUAAACAGACAUUUGCUGGAAAUUUUGACUUUAGAUUCCGCAAACCUGAUCUGGAAGUCACAAUUGACCCCUCUGGUGAGCUGACAAUAGGAGAUCCCUUCAAAGCUACUGUCAUGUUCACCAAUCCACUGCCGAUCACUUUACAGUUCUGUUCAUUUCGACUUGAAGGAGCUGGUAUCGAUGGACAGAUUAGAAAAACUGUCAGAAAUGUGCCAAGUGGCAAAGACACUGAAUUAGAAGUGAAACUGACACCAGUCAAAACUGGUCGCCGUAAAUUAUUGGCUAGUUUUCACUCAAAACAGCUCAGUGGUGUGACUGGCAUGGCAAGUCUAGAAAUAGUAGCAGCAGAAUAGCCUAAAGCAAUGAGCAGAAUAAAAAUAAGUUCAUAUGGUGGUGAACAGGCAUUUAUCUUUCAGCACAUAACAAUUUUGGAAAAACAAUUUUUUUUUUUUUUUCACUUGAGACUACGCCACCAUGCAAACUUAUUCUAUACAACAGUUCAAAUAAAGACCAUUUUUGUAGUCCAUCACUGCCAUGUAUGUUUGGCAAAAGCACAAUUUUAUUUCUACUUUAUAUCAAUAUUUUAACAAGAAGUUUACAGUCUUUGGUAGUAUCUGUUAAUUUGGGGCACACCAUUAUUCUGAGGAUGAAUAAACAUUUUGGGG